GCUCCCGUUCUUCGCGACGCGUCGUCACUCGUCACUUCGUCUCGAAUCGAGGGCGAAGUUCGGCACGUCGAUGACGCGUGAAGUCGGAUCAAUGCGGUGCAUUGUACGCGCGGACGCUAUCUGAUAAGAGAAAUAACGAACGUGGCGUCGAGUUGAAUUGGCUUCCUCGCGUGCGACUUCAACACAAGCUAGAGUUCAUUCAUUUAUUCAUAAACGGAUAAUCUACUUGAUUACGCAAGGCAAGAAAGAAGAGAAGAAAUGAUGAUAAAUGCAUACAAUAGAAAGAGAAAGAAAGCAGAACAGGUGCGAGCUGAAUACAGAGAAAGAUUACACACUGGACAAUAAAAGUAGGAACUAAUUUACAAAAGGAAAAAAAGAAACUUAAGAUAUACAUAAAAAGUAUAAAGCAACAAGUACGAUACUUGAAUAGAUACAGUAAUGUGAAUGUAAUAGAACGCUUGAGUUUAGAUAUCAAGUGAAUAAAAAAAUUGAAUAGAUAUUGAGUGAAUAUAAAAGUCACACGAUUGCAAGGAGUGACAAAAUUAGUGAGAUUAAUUUUUAAAAUGUGAGGAGUAAUUAGAAAACGUUAGUGAAUUUUGAUUUGUUUGUUACAAAACACGUGUAAAAGAAAAAAUGUUCUUGUCAAGGAGAUUUACGUCAUAGCUACAAGUACAAAAAUCGACAUAAAGAAGUCGUCGGUGAGAAAAAUUAAACGAAGAAGAAGCAGCAAUCGCGAUUGAAUUUCUCAUCGUGGGUGGCGGUACAGAGAAACUAAGAAGGCUCGGGCGAAGUCUCGUCGAGAACGUCAGGGACGGUUUGAAAUAGGAGUCUACGUUUUCUCUAGAUCUGUCGUUGCUUCGCAAAUGGGGACAUCUGCUCGCCCUGUGUAUUUGAAUGCACCGCGACAGUUUGUCGGAGUUAAAUAACGACACGAUCACUUUCCGAAUUCUUCCUCUUUGAAAUAAAACGUUCGUCAGCCGGACGCGAGCGCACGCGUUCCCGGAUGCGGUGGGUGUCAUUAGAAUAACGCGGUACUGCGCUCGACACGCUCGACACGCAAUGCCGAUACCGCGCGCGUGUGCAAUUCGGGCGUGUUAGCUUCGGGAUUAACAAUACGACCAUUCACCGGACGCGCGCUCGGCCAACCGGUCACGACGGUGAGCGGUCGAUUCGGAUGGUCGGCUGGUCGAACGUGGCAGGUGUAACGUGCGCAUAGCUGCAUCUCAGGCGACAAUGAACGCUUCGUACUAUAUCUGGAAUAACGGCGCUAAUUAAUGCCUUCUCUCUCUCUCUCUCGAAAGAGACGGGGAGAGGAACAGCCAGACGGCGCCAGGCCAAAUACCAGCCAGAAACGGAUCCGGAGGGGAGAUUAUGGCGAUCACGACCUCCCCUUGGAAAGUUCAAUUGCAGGGCGUAGAGGCAAAACUCAUAUUCGUCAAUUAUAUGCGUCGGAGUCGCCAAUUCAUUAUCUUAUCUUUCCACUAGAGAAAAAAUAUCUGAGAUGCAAAAAAUAUUUAUUGGGGGUAAUGAAGAGAUGAUCGCGAGUCUGCCAAUCAACGGCGGCGGCAGCGGAGGGCCGGUGAGCCGCGUGGGUCGUGGAUUGGCCCUUCAUAGGUCCAACUCCAGUUUGGAGCUUCCACACAGUCCAGAUCCCGCAUCACGGGUGCCAGAAACGCCUCUGAGGAGGGAGUAUGGAUCUCACGGGAGUAUCGACGUAGUGGCGCAGUCCGUCACGGCCGGCGAGAACUUCUUCGCCAUGCUGCAGGACUUCCGACCGCCGGAACAGCGCGGCACAAUCGCUGGGGAUUACCUACGUCGCGUACACCAGGACGUGGGUCAGCCGCUCGACGUUGACGAGGUUUGUGGUCCGACCGGCGCUGGUUCAAGUCCGAAGUUGCGACUCAAACUGAACAGACUGUGGGGCAGCAAGCCUCCACGAGCGAUGGAGGAGACAUGCACUAACUCAGUUGUAUCAGCCGACGUGGAAGAACGACAUCGAAGACGAGCAUUCGCUCACUAUGACUGUCAGUCGCUCACGGCGAACUUAGGCUACGCCGCUAAGCUUCGGGGAAUUCUCUUAGCCAGGAGAAGAAACACAGCUACCGGUGCGUCCGCCGCCAGCGCACUGAGAGCCUCCACCCCCGACGAAGCUCCCGAAGAAGAUAUCGGUGAUGGGAAAGGUAACGACUUGCUGGAGCCGUGUCCCUUCUUCCGCAACGAGAUCGGCGGCGAGGGGGAACGCGAGGUUGGUCUUACUCGCUGCUCUCACGGUAAUGGGAUUCAUAGACCGUCGCUAUCCUAUGGGGUUUCCGUCCUGGAGCCGUCGCCCGGCGAGACCCUGUGGAAACACACUUGCCCGCUACAAAAGCGGUCGCUUCCCAUCGAGAGCGUCGACGAGGGGGCCCAUUAUUACAGACGUUACUUUCUCGGACGAGAACAUCAGAACUGGUUCGGCAUGGACGAACAGUUGGGUCCAGUGGCUAUCAGUAUUCGCAAAGACGUGAAUCAGUAUCGCGUGAUUGUGCGCACGUCGGAGUUACUGACACUCCGUGGUUCCGUGCCGGAGGAAGCCCUCGGGAUCAGGCCUCAGGGCCGACCGCCGACAAGGGAGCUGCUGGAGCUAGUUGCGCCGGAGGUGCAAUUGGGAUGCUUGAGGCUCGGUACAUCCGCCGCCGAGGAAGCGGUAGCAAGAUUGGACGAGCAAGGACUGUCCAACAAAUACAAGGUCGGCGUGAUGUACUGUCGAUCUGGUCAGCGAACUGAAGAGGAAAUGUAUAAUAAUGAGCACGCUGGUCCGGCUUUCCUGGAGUUCCUGGACACUAUCGAAAGAACUAGGAGAGCUCCAGAUACACGUGUUAACACAUUGUUAGCAUCCAUAUUCGCAAGCCAAAGAAUAAGACUGCGAGGAUUCGAGGGUUAUAAGGCCGGUCUGGACACCAGAACCAACUCGACGGGUACCCACGCGGUAGCGGCCACGCACCGAGGAGCGGAAGUCACCUUUCACGUGUCGACAAUGCUACCCUUCUCAUCUAAUAAUCGUCAACAGCUGCUGAGGAAGAGGCACAUCGGAAAUGACAUAGUCACGAUAGUUUUUCAGGAACCCGGUGCGUUACCGUUCAGCCCGCGGAGGAUACGCUCCCAGUUCCAACACGUGUUCAUCAUCGUGAGAGCUAUAAAUCCUUGCUCCGACAACACGCAGUACAGCGUGGCGGUGUCCAGGAGCAAAGAAGUGCCUAUCUUCGGGCCACCUGUACCACAAAGUGCCACAUUCACGAAGGGAAAGGCAUUCGCCGAUUUUAUUCUAGCCAAGAUUAUAAACGCCGAAAAUGCAGCUCACAGAUCCGAGAAAUUCGCCACCAUGGCCACGAGGACAAGACAGGAAUACUUGAAGGAGUUAGCUACCAACUAUUCCUCUACCACAGUCGUCGACACGGGCCAGAAGUUUUCGAUGCUGUCCUUUAGUAGCAAGAAGAAGACGGCAGUGCGACCGAGACUCUCUUGCGAUGCAUCUCAGCGCGGCGCGAUUUGCUGGCAAGUCAUACUCGAGGACAGCAAUCAGAACACGGAUUGUUAUUUAGGUAUAAGCAUAGACACCAUCGUGCUGAUCGAGGAACACUCCAGACAGAUAGUAUUCGUGACUCCGUGCGUGAGUGUGCUCGGAUGGCACGUUCAGACUAACAGUUUAAGAUUGUAUCAUCAUCAAGGCGAAUGCAUUACCAUACACGUACGUGGUGAUUAUGGCGAGCGAGACGAGUUAAUGGAAAUUGUGGCCCGGCUACGCGCCGUAACUCAAGGCGCGCCAGCCUCAGAGCUGUCUCUGAAGAGGAACAGCCUCGGACAGUUGGGCUUCCACGUUCAGCCCGACGGCGUCGUGACGCAGGUCGAAAAUAUGGGACUGUCGUGGCAGGCGGGCUUGAGGCAGGCCUCCAGGCUGGUCGAGAUUUGCAAGGUGGCCGUGUCGACCUUGAGUCACGAUCAAAUGGUCGACCUCCUGAAGACCAGUGCUCAGGUCACUGUCACCGUGAUACCGCCGACUAACGAAGGAAAUCCACGAAGAGGCUGUUCGUUGCAAAACUGCCAGUAUCUGUCGACUAAUUACGAAGGGGAUUACGAAAAUGUAACAAGCGCGGAUAACACACCGAGUCAACAAACGGCAAUGUCGCAUCAAAGGCGAUACGACCGAUCGUUCAGUCCACCGCGAUCGAGUAACAGCUCCGGGUAUGGUACUGGAUCGAGCUCUAGAUCGUUCAACGAUCCACGGUUUCCGUUGGAGGGUACAAUGACUAGCAGCAGUAGCGGACACAGUAGUGCCGAUGAUCGUUGGUAUGAGCUUCUAGAGACUCAAGAUCAGGACGGUGGGCACCGCGCGGACGGUACGCCACCUCCGUUACCAGCACGACAGAGUUAUCAAGCGAUGACACCCAACAAGACGCCCACGUCCGCUCAAAAGAAGGACAAAAAUUCUCAUUACGUCACCGCUAAACAGCUCGCUGAGAGCUCGAAGCAUCGCGAACACAUUCACGAACAUUACUUGAAGGAGAGCAACUAUGUGUCGUCGAAGAUUCUCCAAGAAAACGUGCGACACGAGAAUUAUCAGCGACAAUUGGACAACGCGCAUCGCGGGCAAGAUCAUGUAACGACCAACUAUGUGAAACUACAGAAGGAGAGAUACGAAAUCAAACAGGAAAACCUCUACGCUUCACAGAGGGAGCUCCACAAGAACGACGCGCAACACCACAACCAUCAGAAGCUCAGCGCGUCGAAUUCGCUGCCAUUGGCGCACAAUGCCGUAUACAGUCUACCAAAGUCGGGCAGCAACAAUAAUCUCGGUAGGUACAACGAAUACGAGCAGUCCGGCAACAAGUACGACUAUGAGACGUCGAAACUGGACAGGAGCUCCAAGUAUGAACUACAAGAGGAAAAGAUUAUGGAACGAUCAGCGGUUAAGUACGAGCACGAUGUACGAGGCCACGAGAAAAGACUCGGCUACGAAUAUCCCGAGGACAUCUACGAGAGAAGAAAUAGCAAAUACGAUAUGGAGCUUGCCAAAUACGAGAUAGAGUGUCAGCACAUUAAUAACGAUAGGAAGCACAACGACAACAUCGAGCACAAUCGAGAUUCCAUCAAGUACGAAAUGCCACACGACUUCAAAGUGGGCGAGAAAGUCACUUGUCUGAAAACUACCAUGUCGGAGCGACCUGUGCCGCACAAGGUGAACGUGGAGUAUCGGCAGACGAAGGACUUCCCGACAAGUCUACCACCAGAAGUGAGAAUAUCGGAUACGGUCAAUUGUCCGGAGAUCGCCACGCUGCCCAGCGAAGAUGAACUGUCGAACGGCUCGGGCAACGUGUCGCCUAGACUGCGGCGGGCCAGCAAACAUCGUGGUGGUAAUCGCACUCCAUCCAGCGGUGGCUCCAGAAACCAAAGUCCUCGACCCAAGCCAGGUAUCAGGAACACGCACAGGAACUCUGCAAACUUAACGUCCAGUACCCUCCAGGAGGAUCUCAUGAGACUGAUCAACCCCGAUUACAUCGCCGACGACAGUCAGACAAACAACAAUAACCUCGUAAACAGCGUGAUGAGUCCCAAUCAAAACUCGAACAAGCUGAAUAAUAAUAUGCUGGAAAUUCAGAACCGGUGCAGAUCUAGGGAGAAUUUAUGCGGCAAUAGCGCCUCCACCUUGAGUGUAUUGCCUGCAAACGGCCAGGAAAAUGGAAAUAACGGGUCGGAGGUGAUCCUGACGAUGGCCAGACCAGCGACGGUGAUCUCCAAUGCCAGCACUGCUUCGAGCCCAGCGUUAAGCGAGAACAAAUUAUCGAAAGAGGAAAGAUUAUCACCGCGUGUCACGAAACCGCUUCAUCCGAUCUCGAAACCGCACAGCAAUCUAACACCGAUCAAAGACAUGAAAAAUCAUAAUGAUGCAAAUAUGGAUUGUUGGAAGAAUCAGCACACAGAUCCCAGUAGAUCAAAGCAGCAUCCUCAAGAAUGGUCCGAUGACAUCGACAGUAACAACGUGAACGCAAAUGUUUCGGACUUGCAGUCGCAUCUAUCCACUCUCGAGUUGAGAAUGGCUAGGGAGACGCGUCUGCGACUAUCACUGGAGGACGAGGUGCGCCGAUUGCGCGACGAGAAUCGACGUUUACUCGAGUCCGAGAGUUUGCGACAGUCCUUGGAGGACGAGAAUCGUCGUCUGAAGGAUGAGAAUCACGCAGCCGCGCAGCAACUCCGACGUUUCACGGAGUGGUUCUUUCAAACGAUGGAUCACCCAUGAGCGUGGUGACUCACACAAGAUCAAUCAAUGUAAAGAGAUCAGUUUAGAAUAUUUCGUUCUAGUGAGAUCGUUUCGAACGACGAAUCGUCGGGAAACGCCGCAAUCAGUAUAACAAUAACUAAGAAGUGAUCUCGUAUUUGUAAAACCGUAUUUGUAAAGUUUUCAACUUUUAGUUCAGCAAGCUCGGAAAGAGUUUAUUUGUUCAAAGUGAAUUUUUAAACAGUUUCUGACCUGAAAAUUUCCGAUUUCACACGUAUAAAGUAUAAUGAGUCACAAAACUGUUGUGAUUUAAGAUAUCGCGAUGACAUGUUAAUACAUAAAGUAGUAUUUCACAAACUCUCAGUUCAUUGUUCUCGCAUUUCCGAUCUGAUGCAGAACGAUGUAAAUAAUUGUGAGAAAAAAAUAAGUUAUAUGAUCCGUGUGUAUUAUACUUAAUAUAUAUCUUAAACUAAGAAGAUAAACAUUAUAAAUAUACUUUUCUUCAGAAUAAUCAUAUCAUUUUAUAUGCAUUUAUUUUACUUAUUCUGCGUGCGCUGCCGAUAAAGUGUUGUUUGCAUGUGUUGCCUUCUUAGUAUCCUUUUACGCAUUUCUUCGAGUAUUACUAUUGCAACGUUUGAAUCCGAAAUACUGCUUUAUGCAUUAACAUGUCGUCACGUUAUCUUAAAUUUAUUUUCACACUCUGUACCGUCACUUCGACUCCUGUCAUAAUCGGCUUACGCCCAAAUACGUCAGCAGUACCUUUCAGUUUUGACAUCUUGAAGUGCUGCAACUUCAGUGCUCGAAAUGCAUUUUAUGACUCAUUGUACAUCGGCACCGCGGAUGUUGUAUUAUUCUAUCACUAAAGUGAUAGUUGUCAAAAAUUUUUGACCAGCCGCAUUCGUUUCUCACGAUUAUUGAUUAACCAAGAAAGUGGGAAUACGUUUAAGACAGAUGUGAUAUUUUGAUAACUUGAUGGUUCGUAUACGUCAAUAAAAAGUGUUACGUGCUUAUGUGUAACGUGCAAUCAGAAUAAGAAUGUUAAGAAAAAUAUAUAAGUACGAAGUUAAUAUAUACAAUUGAUAUAAAUAACAAAUUAGAAAAUAUACAUAUGUAUACUUUCUAAUUAUAUAUAUAAUUAUUAUAAUAUAAUAAAUUAUUAUAUUAUAUGUAUAAUUUAUAAUAAAAUAUAUUUAUCUUUCUUAACAUCCUUAUUUUUUCUACUGAUUGCACAUUAGACUUGAGUGAAUAAUCUUCUUUACCGGCGCACAUGGAACAUUAAUUUUUUAAAUGUCCGUUUGCUUGGAACAUAUCCACUUUCUCGAUCAACAACGAUUUUUAAUCAACAAUAAUGAGAAAUACAUAGCUAAAAACGUAUAAGGCUGGUCGAAAACUUGUAGUAACUAUCGAUAUAAUAAAUGAUAAAACUUCCGCGGCGUUGAAUGUAUAUUUGGUUUCAAUGGUUUAAACACAUUUUUUGAAUAUCUAAUUCAGCAGGCUGGGCAUAAAUGAUUUUUUUUCAAUACAGUUUGUAACGUAGUCGACAGUCUAAUGAGAGAUUUUGUUUUUGAUAAAUUUCCAGAAGUUAAGUUUUUCUAUUGGACUAUUGGCUGUAUUGCGAACUGCAUAAAAAGAAAAUGUUUAAGGCAUUUUGAAACUCAAUGCACGUAUCACUUCUUGGCUGUCAAUAAACUACUUGUCAGUAUCUUGUAGGAAUUGUUUAGCAGAAAAAAAAGAGAACAAAGUACGCGUAUCAAUAUUCUUAAAACAUGAAUUCAGUGAGUUAUCUCUUAUUCUCUUAUUUUGUUAGAUUGAUUGCAUUUAUUUUGUUCGAGUUUCUCAGUUGCUCAAAUUGGAGCACGAUCUUUGUAAGUGCAGUAUUAACUUGACCUUCGUCUGAAUGAUGUAGAUGUCACGAUGUAGAUCGUUCGGGGGCAAGCCACAAGCAUUGCAUUGCGAUUGCGAGUAAAAACUGCCCACGACACUUUCGACGCUUUGUAUUAUAUAGACUUGUUAAGCUAUUCUAAUUGUAAAAUAUAAGUUACCAUCGUACUGUUUCUUCUACAGAAGAUUCGUACGUUGACAACAAAAUUAUUUGUAGAUCCCGCGACCACACAAGUAAUUAUUUACGAUAAAAUAUCUUAAAUAUGCGUCUUGGUGUAAUAAGUGCAUAUUAAAAGUAUAGAAUAACGUUUAACUUUACACACAAAAGCGACCAAAUGACCAAAUAUUGCUAGAACAUUAAGGUCUUUACUUUAAUUCUGUAAUUUAUUAUGUCUUUUGUAUUAAUCGUCUAUAGAACGUUAAUGCGAACGCGUCUGAAGUCGCUGAAGCGAACACAGGCGUAAGGCACUUUUCGCCUUUGUCAGAAAUUCCUCAUCGAGUCCUUUGUAUAUGGAGUCCUUUGAGUAUACGGAGUAUAAUUUCGGCAUAAUGUACGAAAGCAGCAUUUAUUGAAAACUGUAAGUCAAUCAAUAAAGAAAAAUGCAUACUUCAA
This is a messenger RNA of Odontomachus brunneus, 8744 nucleotides long. RefSeq names its product signal-induced proliferation-associated 1-like protein 1. Bases 1502 to 6271 code for a protein of 1589 amino acids. NCBI's taxonomy places the organism in Eukaryota, Metazoa, Arthropoda, Insecta, Hymenoptera, Formicidae. Gene Ontology annotation, biological process: regulation of small GTPase mediated signal transduction; activation of GTPase activity. The transcript is spliced from 15 exons. The record is from RefSeq and is a predicted model, not a curated record. Gene Ontology annotation, cellular component: cytoplasm. Gene Ontology annotation, molecular function: GTPase activator activity; protein binding.